Theobroma umbraticum is the source of this 874-nucleotide messenger RNA. RefSeq lists its product as uncharacterized. The record is from RefSeq and is a predicted model, not a curated record. Lineage: Eukaryota; Viridiplantae; Streptophyta; Magnoliopsida; Malvales; Malvaceae.
AAUCAUUCCCCACCUCUCAAAGUCGGAAAAUUAUUAGGAAAUCCAUCAAAAUUUCAGCAAACUCCCGACCCCGCCCUCCUCCCCAAGUGCGAAUGGCUAUCCACUUAAACACCAUUUCUCAAACCACAAUCACUCGAUCCCACUACCACACUCACAAGUUCUUCCUCUUCUGCAACUACAUCCUUCUUGGUGCAGCCUCUAGCUGCAUUUUCCUCACACUUUCUCUGCGCUUAUUCCCUUCCCUCUUUGGCUUCUUCUUGAUUCUCCUUCACGUCUCAACCAUAGCAGGGGCAGUGUCCGGCUACGCCGCCGCCUCUUCGGGGACUAACAGAUGGUAUGCAGCCCACAUGGUGGCGACCGUGUUGACAGCAAUAUUUCAAGGAUCAGUGUCAGUUUUGAUCUUCACGAGGACAAGUGAUUUUCUUGGUAAUUUGAAGUCUUACGUGAGGGAAGAUGAUGGCGCAGUGAUCUUGAAGCUGGCUGGUGGGCUUUGUGCGCUCAUCUUUUGCUUGGAGUGGGUGGUUUUAACACUUGCUUUCUUCUUGAAGUGCUAUGCAUAUGUGGGAGGUGAUGUUAAUGGGAAUUCUACAGCUAUGAAGAUGAGUGCAAAAGUGCAACAGGAUGAGGAUUUGAAGGACUGGCCAUGGCCUUUCCAAGUCUAAAUUCUAUAUUGAUGAUGGCAUGGUAAUUAGUGCCUGCUGUGCUGCUGAAAUUUGUUUUCGCUUUUCUAUUCAUUUUAUGGGAGGUCUUGUUUUGGGUUGUCUUUGUUGUUUCAAUUCAUGUGCUUUCGAUUCCUUAAUAUAUUUGUAUUAAUGGUCCUAAUCAAAGGAGGACAUGGAAUGAAAACGCUAAUGAUAUUGAUUAGCUAUUAAAA